This is a messenger RNA of Saccostrea cuccullata (small rock oyster), 990 nucleotides long. RefSeq lists its product as uncharacterized. Bases 1 to 990 code for a protein of 329 amino acids. The record is from RefSeq and is a predicted model, not a curated record. The transcript has a single exon. NCBI's taxonomy places the organism in Eukaryota, Metazoa, Mollusca, Bivalvia, Ostreida, Ostreidae.
AUGCCACUUCAGCCUACAAAUUACACCUUGAAGAUGUACAACAAAUCUACCAUAAGGCCGCUAGGAAAAGUACACUUUCAAGUUACCAAUCCAAAUAAUGGUACCUCAUAUGACACUGAAUUUAUUGUGAUCAAGGAGGACUGCAUGUCACUCUUAGGAAAUAAAACUUUACAGCACAUGGAGCUCUUAAACUGGAGAAAGGAGAACAUUCUAAGUGUGAGAAGGCUGUUAUCAUCACCUCUCAGCAAGAAGCAGCUCUUCGCAGAGUUUCCAGAUGUCUUUGAAGGAGUAGGUCGUCUCGCAGGAAAAUAUCACUUAGUUCUAAAUGAAAACAUACAGCCUGUAGUUCAUCCACCAAGGAAAGUGCCUAUCGCACUGAAACCAUUGUUAAAAGCAGAACUUGACAAACUUCAGGAAAUGAACAUUAUUACACCAGUAAGUGAACCAAUAGCAUGGGUCUCCAGCUGUUUGAUGGUCGUGAAAGCAAACAAAGUCAGAAUCUGCAUAGAUCCGAAGGACUUGAACAAAGCACUUAAGAGGAGCCAUUAUCCACUUCCUACGAUAGAGGAAAUACUUCCAAACCUUUCUCGUGCAAAAGUAUUUAGUGUUCUGGAUGCACGUAACGGAUUUUGGCAUGCUGAAUUAGAUAAGGAAAGCUCUAUGCUUACUUCAUUCAACACCCCAUUUGGACGAUUCAGAUGGUUAAGGAUGCCCUUCGGUAUCUCGACUGCACCGGAAGAGUAUCAACGUCGUCAAGAUCAGGCGGUAGAAGGACUACCAGGUGUUUUGACUAUUGCUGACGACAUAUUGGUUUAUGGUGAAGGUGACACAGAAGAGGAUGCCAUUGUAGACAUUGACCAGCAACUGAAAGCACUCAUGAAGAGAUGUCGUGAACGAGGACUUGUGCUCAACAAGGACAAACUAGGACUUCGUGAGACGGAGAUUUGUAGGACAUCUCAUAACAAAGGACGGUUUGAAGCCCGACCCUGA